GUGCUGGACCUGCCCAAGGCCUCCGUGUACCAGUGUACUAAUGGUCACUUGAUGUGCGCUGGCUGUUUUAUCCACCUACUAGCAGAUGCCUGGCUGAAGGAGGAGCAGGCCACGUGCCCCAAUUGUCGUUAUGAGAUCAGUAAGAGCCUCUGCUGCCGGAACCUGGCCGCGGAGAAAGCCGUGAGCGAGCUGCCUUCAGAGUGUGGCUUCUGCCUGCGCCAGUUUCCCCACUCCCUCCUGGAGAGGCACCAGAAAGAGGAAUGCCAGGACAGGGUAACCCAGUGCAAGUACAAGCGCAUCGGCUGCCCCUGGCACGGCCCCUUCCACGAGCUGACAGUGCACGAGGCUGCCUGUGCCCACCCUACCAAGACAGGCAACGAGCUGAUGGAGAUCCUGGAUGAGAUGGACCAGAGCCACCGCAAGGAGAUGCAGUUGUACAACAGCAUCUUCAGCCUGCUUAGCUUCGAGAAGAUCGGCUACACAGAGGUCCAAUUCCGGCCGUACCGCACAGGCGACAUCAUCACGCGCCUGUACUACGAGACGCCCAGGUUCACGGUGCUGAACCAGACGUGGGUCCUGAAGGCUCGCGUCAACGACUCAGAGCGCAACCCCAACCUGUCCUGCAAGCGCACGCUCUCCUUCCAGCUCCUCCUCAAGAGCAAGGUCACGGCACCCCUAGAGUGCUCCUUCCUGCUGCUUAAAGGCCCCUACGACGACGUGAGGAUCAGCCCCGUCAUCUACCACUUUGUCUUCACCAACGAGAGCAACGAGACGGACUAGGUGCCCCUGCCCAUCAUUGACUCCGUGGAGUGUAACAAGCUGCUGACCGCCAAGAACAUCAACCUGCGGCUCUUCCUGUUCCAGAUACAGAAGUAGGACGGGGCCUCCGGAUCCGAGGAGCCGGCGGGCAGCGUCCCAGCACCGCUGCCUGUCCACCUGGCUGGCGGCUGCUUCACAUGACUGAUCAUUUUAGCAGAGGAGGAGAACGAACGAAGCCAAACACUGGGAAAGUCUGCAUGUGUGUGCACUGGGGCCCCACCUCCGGCUCACCCCUCUGCAGCCCUGCCUCCCUUCCUUCCGAGGGCACCAAGAGGCUGGGCUGACCCAAAGAGGAGGUGGUGCCUCGGGCGCCCCAAGGCUCAGAGACCGGUGGCAGCAAGGAGGCCGCUGAGAGGCACAGCGACCCUGCCCCAGCCCUUCUGCACAGCCAGGCGGUGGUGUUGCUCUGUCCUUGCACGGUUCUGGCUGGGCGCAGGUGCCUUGCUGACAUCA
Sapajus apella (tufted capuchin) is the source of this 1272-nucleotide messenger RNA. RefSeq names its product cysteine and histidine-rich protein 1-like. The record is from RefSeq and is a predicted model, not a curated record. Gene Ontology annotation, cellular component: nucleus. The transcript has a single exon. Lineage: Eukaryota; Metazoa; Chordata; Mammalia; Primates; Cebidae.